AUGACAGGGCCAGGGCUGGAGUAUGGGACCGCUACAGAAAACUCACUCCAGUUACGACAACGUCAAGCAACAGUUUCUGGAGCAGUGGAAAAUAACAUGCCACCCACACCCACUGUACAGCGCAUCUUCAAAAUCUUCAAUCGAGCCGAAGCCAUAGAAAGAUUUGAAGUGCUGGAGAAAUCGCUGGGGAAUGUGAAGAGACGAUUCCAUGGCACAAAAGCCCUCUGUGGCUUAGGAGUGCUGUUGAAUGGAGCUGCGUGUAUGCGACCAGAAUGCAAUGCGUGCAAUAUAUGUGCCAAUGGAUUUGAAGUAAGAGGCGAACACUACAGCAGAUUCGGCGAUGGGGUGUAUACAAGCGCUACGAGUGGCAAAUCAAACGAUUACGCCGGGAACGAUAAUAAGGCACACGGCAAGACAUUCCGGUGCAUGUUCUUGUGUAAAGUUGCAGCCGGAAAGACUUACAAAAUACAAUUGGGGAACUUGCCCGCAGACCAAUGUCCUCCACCUGUCUCCGUCGCAGGAUACGACUCGGUCGUUGGAGACGUUGGUGGUGUGGGAGGCCUCAACUAUGACGAACUCUGUGAUUCAGUCCUACCAGCAUACUGGAUUGUCUAUCAGUUGAACUAGCAUAGUCGCUGUUAUGGUCUGUGCCAGUCGGAUCUAUGGACGCGGCAUACUGAGCCACCUAAACCACUUUGGCCUCACAUAUAACUUCACAUAAACUAUAACGCAAAAAGUACGCACAACCAGUCCCGGUCGCGCUAUCUUGAUAACAGUGCUCUUGGUUGUGUCAAUGACAAAUUUUCCCGCAGUCCAUUGACUAAUGAUUAAACUCGAGUUUGAUACUGAUUGCUUACAACAAUAAAGAUAUGCGUCC
This is a messenger RNA of Sphaeroforma arctica JP610, 877 nucleotides long. RefSeq lists its product as hypothetical. NCBI's taxonomy places the organism in Eukaryota, Ichthyosporea, Ichthyophonida. The record is from RefSeq and is a predicted model, not a curated record. Gene Ontology annotation, molecular function: NAD+ poly-ADP-ribosyltransferase activity. The transcript is spliced from 6 exons. Bases 1 to 627 code for a protein of 208 amino acids.